Podarcis muralis (Common wall lizard) is the source of this 2526-nucleotide messenger RNA. It is a transcript of the gene GPR63, whose product is annotated as G protein-coupled receptor 63. Gene Ontology annotation, molecular function: G protein-coupled receptor activity. Gene Ontology annotation, cellular component: membrane. Lineage: Eukaryota; Metazoa; Chordata; Lepidosauria; Squamata; Lacertidae. The record is from RefSeq and is a predicted model, not a curated record. Gene Ontology annotation, biological process: G protein-coupled receptor signaling pathway.
CCCAGGAGCGAGGCUGGGGCGGGAGGGGGAGCGGGCAGGUUCCUUCUGCCUUCCGCGAGCAGCUGUCUCGCCCGGAUAGGCUCGCGGAGCGAAUGGGGCGGCUGCGCUGAGGAGGGGUCGGCGGCUGCGUGGGUGGAUGGGAGUGGGGGGAAAAGGCGGGCUGGGCUGAGGGGUAAACCCAGCCAGAGAGAGAGAGAGAGACCCCGCUCCAGCUCGCAGGCGAUGCUCCUCACUUGCUGCCUUGGCCGUCUCCUCCUCCCCCCGUCUUGGAAGCUUUUGUUCUUCUCUCCACUUUGGGGCAGAGGCGAAGUGCUGCAGCCGCAGCCGCCGCCGCCGCCGCCGCCGCCGAAGCCUCGGCUUCCCAGGUCUCUUGUCCGCCAGGAAAGUUCCCGGAGGCAGCAGCCCUCGACUCGCGCCUCCGCCUGCCCAGGACCGGGGCUUGUUAUUGUUGUUUGGAGACCAAAGCACUGCCAUGAAGGGUGAAGCUUUACUUUCCCCCUGCUGGAUCUCUAACUACGAUUUGGGGCAUGGCCAUGGAUCAUGACACCACCUUAUAUGCUAAAAUGCCUUGAAGCCUCUUUAUCUCUCCCUUGCAUUCUGCUCUGUAGGAAGUGAUGUUUUUUUCUGCAAUGCUGACGCCUGCUCAUUCUGGGACAUUCAAUGCAACUUUUAUUGUCUAUGAAAAUAUGUACGCAAAUAUCACCACCCCCUCCUUCUUGGUUCGUAGUGGCACAACGCAGCCACUGAAAUAUCAUUUGGGUGCCAUGGUUAUCACUGAGGUAACUACUCUGACAACCAACACUACAACUGCCCACCCAUUGCAACCGGGCUCCAAGAGCUUAAGCCUGCCGCUCCAGGUAAUUCUUUCUGCUGCCAUGAUAUUUAUACUCCUCGUUUCUUUCCUUGGCAACCUUGUUGUCUGCCUAAUGGUCUAUCAGAAGACUGCAAUGCGAUCGGCUAUUAACAUUCUCCUAGCGAGCCUGGCUUUUGCAGACAUGUUGCUUGCCGUGCUGAACAUGCCUUUUGCUCUGAUAACUGUCAUCACAACCCGGUGGGUUUUUGGGAAUAUCUUCUGCAGAGUCUCGGCCAUGUUUUUCUGGCUAUUUGUCAUCGAAGGGGUGGCCAUUCUGCUUAUCAUUAGCAUUGACAGGUUCCUUAUAAUAGUUCAGAGGCAGGAUAAGCUGAAUCCAUACCGGGCAAAGUUCCUCAUUGCUGUCUCAUGGGCUGCAGCCUUCGUAGUUGCUUUCCCGCUUUCUUUGGGAAACCCCAACCUGCUACCUUCCAGAGCACCUCAGUGUGUGUUUGGCUACACAACAAGCCCUGGCUACCGUGCCUAUGUGAUACUGGUGGUACUGAUUUCAUUUUUCAUCCCGUUCUUGGUAAUGUUGUAUUCUUUUAUGGGCAUCCUCAACACUGUACGGCACAACGCAGUUCGCAUCCACAGCCACCCAGAUAGCAUAUGCCUCAGCCAAGCUAGCAAACUUGGUCUCAUGAGCCUUCAGAGACCCUUUCAGAUGAACAUUGAUAUGAGCUUUAAAACUCGUGCCUUCACCACCAUAUUGAUUUUGUUCAUUGUCUUCAUAAUCUGCUUGGCGCCCUUCACCACCUACAGCCUUAUUGCCACAUUCAACAGCCACUUCGAUCAGAAGCACAACUUCUUUGAGAUAAGCGCUUGGCUCCUUUGGCUCUGCUACCUCAAGUCUGCCCUAAACCCAGUGAUUUACUACUGGAGGAUCAAGAAAUUUCAUGAUGCAUGCUUAGACUUGAUGCCGAAGUACUUCAAGUUUUUGCCACAGCUACCUGGUCACACCAGAAGACGUAUCCGGCCUAGCGCAGUAUAUGUGUGUGGGGAGCACCGGUCAGUUGUGUGAAACUUGCAGCAAAGGGACACUUGUUCUUUUUCUGAUGUACGUAAAUUUUGGUGGAUUGAAAUACAAUGGCUUCUUUAGCUGCCAUGUUUGUAACUUUAGUACGUAUUCCAGCUACCAUGUGCAAUUUCAAGAGAGAGAUCAUAUUCAGACUUUGCUACUGGAGUAUAUGACUAAACAAAGAUAUUGGCUACAAACCCAAAAAGCUCCAUGUGCACAAAGGAAGAAUAAUGCAGAGAGAGAUUUCUGUUUGCCACAGCAGCUUCCACUGCUGCAGUUUAGGUUCCUCCUUCAGCAGAUACAACUUCAAAGAAAACUCCUGCUAUGUGCAGUUUCCCCCCUUGCACACGUGUAGCUUUCUGUGGAUUGUGGCCACUACCUACAGCUUUCUGCAGUGGAGAGGAAGACUUAUUUGAAUUAUUUCUCAAGUUUGAUGCUCAAUGACUGCAGGUCCACUUAAUUGUAGAUGUUUUUAAUGCUGCUAUUUUAUGGUACAUUGGGCUGAAUACUUACUUUUUUAAAAAAAAAAGAUGUUGCUGUUUUAUGCCAACAUAGGCCGCAUAUCCACUAUGUAUUUAGAGCAGUAUCAUACCACCUUAAACAGUCAUGGCUUCCUCCAAAUAAUCCUGGGAACUGUAGUUUGUUAGGGGUGCUGAGA